This is a messenger RNA of Chinchilla lanigera (long-tailed chinchilla), 1395 nucleotides long. RefSeq names its product acyl-coenzyme A thioesterase 4. The transcript is spliced from 2 exons. NCBI's taxonomy places the organism in Eukaryota, Metazoa, Chordata, Mammalia, Rodentia, Chinchillidae. The record is from RefSeq and is a predicted model, not a curated record. Gene Ontology annotation, cellular component: peroxisome. Gene Ontology annotation, biological process: fatty acid metabolic process; acyl-CoA metabolic process. Gene Ontology annotation, molecular function: fatty acyl-CoA hydrolase activity. The coding region runs from base 542 to 1276 and encodes 244 amino acids.
GCUGGCUGCGCGGGCGGGAGGCUGCGAGCUGGGUGAUGGGCCUGGCGCUGCUCUAGCCGGCUUUGGCACUGGAGCCGUCCUGAGACCUGCCACUGACAGUCGGUGUCCGCCCAGGCUCGCUGAAGGAUGUUGGUGUGUUAGGCUCCGAACUCUUCCUUCGCUUGCUUUGCUUCACCCGAUCGCUGUAAUACCUCUGAAUGAUAAAAUCCUUGUGUUACACUCCUAUCGCUGUACUCUCAGUUCUUUUCUGUUCCUCCGUCUCAGACUACACUGUGGUCCUCGCUGAAUGCCAGCUCGCGGUGUUUCUUUCUCUCCCCGUAGACAUCUGACAUUGAUAGUACACUAAGGAUUCCAGGGUUGAUGCAGUACAACGUCUAGCUUUUUUUGCAUUCUUAAUUGUAUGUCGAAUCCUCCAACAGAGCACUCCGAAUUAGCACAAAUUCCUCCUUCUACAGUGCUCUCAUUAACAAAAGACUUUGUCACUGUCCUUUACAGUAGCUGAUGAUUCUUAGAACUUUUAGAUAGCUUAUCCUAGAAUCCCAUGGAGGCUCAAAUAACCAAGGUCACUCUGGUUUGGAACCCGCCCCCAAGGAGCUUGUGUCUCUGCACUAGUGACCCGAGGAUCUGUCCGCUUUCCUUUGAUUCUACAGGAACUAAACAAAUUGUAAAGGUAAAGGGCCCAGGCAUUGGGCUUCUGGGCAUUUCUCUCGGAGCUGAUAUUUGCCUCUCCAUGGCCUCAUUCCUGAAGAAUGUUUCAGCCACAGUUUCCAUCAAUGGAUCUGGGACCAGUGGAAACAGAACCAUACACUACAAACAGACUAGCAUCCCACCACUGGGCCAUGACCUGAGGAGAAGCCAGGUCACUUUCUCAGGCCUUCUGGACAUUGUGGACAUACGGAAUGAUCUUGUGGGAGGGCAUGAGAAUCCCAGUAUGAUUCCAAUAGAGAGGGCUGAGGGGCCCAUACUCUUCAUCGUUGGUCAGGAUGACCAUAACUGGAGGAGUGACUUGUAUGCCCAGACAGCCUCUGAACGACUGCAGGCCCAUGGGAAGGAGAAGCCCCAGAUCAUCUCUUACCCUGGGACUGGGCAUUACAUUGAGCCGCCUUACUUUCCUAUGUGCCCAGCUUCUCUGCACAAAUUGGUGAACAAAACUGUAAUCUGGGGUGGGGAGUUCAGAGCUCACGCUAAGGCCCAGGUAGAUGCAUGGCAGCAAAUCCUGUCUUUUUUCUCCAGACACUUGGGAGGUACCCAGAACAGAGUUUCCCCAAAAUUAUAAUACAUUUUCUCUUGUUCAAGUGGUAGAUUCAAGGUUAGGUUCUAGUGUUUAGUAGCUGUGUGGAAAUCAGUGGUCUCCUAAAUAACAUUAAAUUCCAAGUCUUUGGCAUUAAUGCUGUA